Messenger RNA from Telopea speciosissima, 1728 nucleotides. RefSeq lists its product as uncharacterized. The transcript has 13 exons. Gene Ontology annotation, cellular component: chloroplast envelope. The coding region runs from base 88 to 1665 and encodes 525 amino acids. NCBI's taxonomy places the organism in Eukaryota, Viridiplantae, Streptophyta, Magnoliopsida, Proteales, Proteaceae. The record is from RefSeq and is a predicted model, not a curated record.
AAGGAAUCUUGAUAGAAGGCUUCUCCCUCUCUUCCCCUAUUCACUCGAAGUCUCAUCCAUGUCGAAAUCUUGAAACUCUUAUCAGUGAUGGCCUCCAUAGCCACCUGUUUCUCGGUGACAGCGAAGACGAAGUCCAGCCAUAGUUCUUGUCACACCCUCUCUUUAAAAUCUUCGAUAUUUUGUAGUUCUCUACGUUUUAAUUCUUCGAGCUUUCAGACUUCAAUUCUGCUUCAGAAUGCCUAUAGAUUUCAGAACCCGAGAGUUCCAUUUCCUGUUAUUAGAGCAGGCAUCGAAAUUCCUGAUGCAAUUAAACCUGGUAAUUCUGUCGAAACCGAUAAGCUGCCGUCAGAUGUUCGAAAUCGAGCAAUGGAGGCUGUUGAUUCCUGUGGAGGCAGAGUUCCUAUCGGAGACGUGGCAAGUAAAGCAGGUCUCAAGUUGAAUGAAGCUCAGAAAGCAUUGCAGGCGCUUGCCGCAGAUGCUGGUGGAUUUUUGGAGGUUUCAGAUGAAGGAGAUGUACUUUAUGUUUUCUCAAAGGAUUAUCGCUCAAAGCUUUAUGCCAAAUCUUUCAGGAUGAGAGUUGAACCUUUGCUUGGAAAAGCACAGUCUGCAGUUGAGUACUUAAUAAGGGUAUCCUUCGGGACAGCCCUGAUUGCUUCAAUUGUUCUUGUCUACACUACAAUCAUUGCUCUUCUAUCAAGUAGAAGUGAAGAAGACAACCAUGGAAGACGUGGUGGCAGGUCAUAUGAUUCAGGCUUCACUUUUUUCUUUCGUCCAUCCGAUUUGUUUUGGUAUUGGGAUCCAUACUACUAUAGGAGGCGGCAGAUAAGAACAGAAAAUGAUGGCAUGAAUUUUAUUGAAUCUGUUUUCUCAUUUGUAUUUGGUGAUGGUGAUCCGAAUCAAGGAAUUGAAGAAGAAAGGUGGAAGUUGAUUGGACAAUACAUAGCUUCAAAUGGGGGAGUUAUCACAGCAGAAGAGCUUGCUCCAUAUCUUGAUGUUCCACCAACAGCAGAAACUCUGAAUGAUGAAUCUUACAUUUUGCCUGUGUUAUUACGGUUUGAUGGUCAACCAGAAGUAGAUGAAGAGGGGAAUAUCCUCUAUCGAUUUCCUUCAUUACAGCGAACAGCUUCUUCUCAAAGAAUUGGGAGGAGGGAAUAUGUUGGGAAAAGAUGGGCUGAUUGGGUUGGUGGGGUUGAGAAAUUUUUCAAGGAGAAGAAAUGGCAAUUCAGUAAAACAGGGACCUCAGAGAGGGCAAUGGUUAUAGGUUUGGGUGGGCUUAAUCUUUUUGGAGUUAUUAUUCUUGGUACCAUGCUGAAGAACACAAGAGUUACACCCAGUGGGUUUAUUUCAUUUGUUGCUGACAUUUUUCCUUUGCUUCAGAUAUAUGCUGGCUCCUUUUUUGCAAUUCCUCUGUUCCGCUGGUUCUUCUUUCGCAAGAGAAAUGCUGAAAUAGAGAAGAGAAAUCAGGCAAGGGAACAACGAGCUCGGGCACUUGAACUGCCAGAGUUGCCUCUGAGGCGAAAGCUUCUAAGUGCUCGAGACAUGGCUCAACGGACUGUAAUUAGCCCAGAGCGUAUUGUAUAUAGUACUGAGAAGGACUUGUAUGACCAAGACUAUGAGGCCCGAGAGUGGGACCAGAGAUUUCGGGAGAUCGAGAGGUCUGAUUGAAGCUCAGCAUGUCUCAUAUUUAUUGUGCCAUUUCAUUUUAUACCAUAGCAGGUGAUGAUUAAC